AUGUCAGUAAAAAAAAGGGAGCUCAAAGAUUUUUAAUUGUAUACUGUCCAACGAUGGCCGAAAUACAAUACUUUUAUACUUAAGAAUCAUAUUAAGAAUAUUGCAGUGAAUAAAAGGUCAGUCCUUUUAGGAAAGUGAGGCUAUCUUGUGGGUCGCCAAUAGUCGGGCGGGGGAGAAGGAAAACUCCCUAGGGCAGGGUCUGUUCAUAUUCCAGGUUCCCAAGGCUAGGUCUUGAUAGCCUGGAGUAUGAACAAAACUAUUGCCCCAAACAAACCCCCUAAACUCACAGUGGAACAGCUAUGCUGGUGAACUUGCUUGACGGGGUGGAGUCAAGCUUAAUAGCGAACUCCGUACCAGGUCUGGCAAACCUACGGUUUCAAUUUGUCCUUCACGGUUUAUUAAAACUUACUUUUUUUAUGGAUUUAAAUACACUAAACUCUAUGGACUGCACACCUUUAAAUGUGCAAAAUAUGGCUUUACAAAGCCAAAACUCAUCACUGGCCGAGGGGGCACAUGGUACCUUCGUUAGUGAACAAAUAGACCACGACUUGUUGGAGGGGGCACCUGGUCCUCUACCCGACAGGCCGGAAGAGAUGAACAUUCCACUUAGCCAGAAGUCGGCUGGAAUGUCCAUUACCUCGGAACAGGAGAGAGAUCUUCUUGAGCCUGGUCCAACCAAAAAGACUCAAAUAAGAGUGAAGCUAUUCCUCUCUGGACGCAAAAGGUUGAAGGCUUUACUUGCCAAGGGCAUUCUGCUGGAAACAGCAAGGUCCUUGGCAGUAAAGCCGCCCACCGCAAGUAACGAAGGAUAGGCAAUACUAAAACGAUCCCGAUCGGACAGCUCUACACCAACAUCGAGCUCCAAACCGACAAAGCGGAUUGCAUUACAGGGCAAAAAAGUUGAUAACAAAACAAAAGUGCCUGCAACUGGUUUGUCGAUUUUCAGCAGGAUGAAGGAAGUAGAGACCUUACACGGGGCAAACCUGAUCCCAGUAAUGAGGUGGCAACGGUAUCUGUGGGGCAGGCUAAACAGAGCGUUUCUUCCGAAGACUUCUGUUCAAAGCCUACUCUAGCAGAGACUGUUCGCUCUAAGAAGAUCGGUAUACUACCGCACAAUUUCCCAGAGGGCAUUUGGUUCAAUAAGGAAAUUGAUAAGGUGCAGAAAUGCAUCCUCGAGAAGAUGUACGAAACUUGUAAACUGCUUCAUUCCAAGUCCAUCAGAAUAACUUGAACUGAACGAACAUCGUAAUGCUCGAGCACUUUGACGCACCACUAACUAAUGAUAUCGAAUCUAUUAAGGCUAUAUAAAAUGUACUUUAAGUUUAAUUUAAUUUAAAAUUCAACAACAUGUAACUAGUAAUUAAAAGUACAUACGUUUGAACUAAAACUAACUUGAAAGAUUACAAAGAGUCUAUACUUCAUACAAAUACCUAACUACUCGUAUCAAGUAAAGGAAAUACAUAUUAUUAAUAAGUAUUGUA
Messenger RNA from Teleopsis dalmanni, 1481 nucleotides. RefSeq lists its product as uncharacterized. NCBI's taxonomy places the organism in Eukaryota, Metazoa, Arthropoda, Insecta, Diptera, Diopsidae. The record is from RefSeq and is a predicted model, not a curated record.